AUGGAUCUGAAGACUGAAACCUCAUCGAAUGGCUUGGUGCCAGAGAUCAACUUGGAGAAAUUACGCAAGAUGGCCGCAGAGCUGAUACUGCCAGGAAGGUUCAUCCUGAAACUACUGAACAUCGCUCUGGUGUUUGUCACAAAUUUGUGGGCCAGAAUUUUAGGAAGCGGCUUAGUCAAACACCAUUUCCACCUGGCCCUGUCUGGUUUGGUGCUGUUUGGACCAGUGCUGAGUUUUUGGGUGUCCAAGUACAGCAUCUUCUCUAACAGGAACCACUAUCUGUACAGGAAGUUCCUUCAGUCCACUUGGGGCUGGACUUGCAUCUUAACCAGUUCCUUCAUCUUCCUCCUCUCCUUCUCAACCCGUCGCUGCCUCUCUCUCUCCCUCCGCCACCUCUCUCGGAUAGGGGUGGUGGGGUUUCUGUGGUGGGGCUCUCGGCGUCUCCUGACCCUGCUGGAGAACGCAGCAGGGACCUGCUACGAACCUGUAGCUGCUUCCCAGGACGGGGCUCUGAUCCAGGGCUCGGGCUCCUCAAGCCAGCCCCUGCUGCUCCUCCACGAAGACCAGACGAAGGCCUCCUGCCUCAGAGCUGGCAUGCUGUGGCGCGGCUAUGAGGUAUCCGAGGACACCCUCAUUCUCUGCCUGUGUUGCCUCCUGCUCGUGGAGGAAAUGUCUGUUUUUGGCCCUCACCUGGCCCAAGCAAAGCCCUUGCAGAAAUCACCUGGAGCCCCUUUAAGAAUCAUCUUCCUCCUCUGUGCAUUGCUGCUCGCUCUAUGGAUUUUCCUUCUACUGUGUGUGCUCGCCCACUUCCCAAAAUUCCCCUCCCAGCAGCUAGGAGGUGCUUUGGGUUACCUGGCAUGGAGAGGACUCUACCAGGGGUGGUUUAGGCUCCAACCCAGCUGGGGCCGUCCUGCUCUGCCGGGAGAGGAACUUUUCAUGGACAAAGACAGUGGCAAACAUCCAUAA
Myripristis murdjan (pinecone soldierfish) is the source of this 966-nucleotide messenger RNA. RefSeq names its product fat storage inducing transmembrane protein 1 (gene fitm1). The coding region runs from base 1 to 966 and encodes 321 amino acids. The record is from RefSeq and is a predicted model, not a curated record. Gene Ontology annotation, biological process: lipid storage; phospholipid biosynthetic process; lipid droplet organization. Gene Ontology annotation, cellular component: endoplasmic reticulum membrane. Lineage: Eukaryota; Metazoa; Chordata; Actinopteri; Holocentriformes; Holocentridae. Gene Ontology annotation, molecular function: coenzyme A diphosphatase activity. The transcript has 2 exons.